Messenger RNA from Fusarium musae, 2673 nucleotides. RefSeq lists its product as uncharacterized. Bases 1 to 2673 code for a protein of 890 amino acids. Gene Ontology annotation, biological process: protein import into nucleus; mRNA export from nucleus; ribosomal small subunit export from nucleus. The record is from RefSeq and is a predicted model, not a curated record. Lineage: Eukaryota; Fungi; Ascomycota; Sordariomycetes; Hypocreales; Nectriaceae. Gene Ontology annotation, cellular component: nuclear pore. The transcript has 2 exons. Gene Ontology annotation, molecular function: structural constituent of nuclear pore; protein binding.
AUGCCUAAGGUCAAGAGCUAUUCGGCAGCUUGGCUGUCCAGCAACGCUCUCGGCCAUCGUCUUUUUGAGCCAUCAUCUGAGGCGUCCAAGUCUCGUAGUUUGGAUUCAGCAUAUUCUUCCAAGAAGAAAACCAUUUCUGGUCCGCGACGAACCAUUGCUCAUCGAGGGACUGAAGUAUUUGUUGCUGUUGGUCGCGAAAUUCGCUGGAGUGAUCUUGCAUACUUGAAGGAUGAAUGGACAAAUCGUUAUUCAAAAAGAGGAUCAUCUCAGGGCAUUCGCAUCAAGCGUGAGGACUCUACACAGUCGUUCGAUGACGAGAGCCUAGAGAACGCUGCUGGAUUAAGGAUAAUCAAGACUCCCGUUGCCGACGACAUUCGACAGCUGAUUAUCUCCCCGAACUCGAACUUUUUGGCCAUUCUGACCACACAUACUGUCCAUAUCUGCGUGCUCCCUGACCCCUCACACCUUACUAGUGAAGAUGCUGGCCCUCUUAAACCAAAGAUCUUCACGCUUGGUCCGACCACUCACGUUACCUCUCGAUCUCCUAUCGUCUCGGCCCUCUGGCACCCUUUGGGUGUCAGUGGCUCUUGUAUCGUUACGACUACCGCGGAUGCUAUCGUACGUGUAUGGGAAUUGUCCACUACUGAUCGAUGGUCCUUUGACUCUCCCACGACGUCUGUCGACCUGAAGAAACUGGUGGACGGUACCACUCUGGAUCAAGACUUUUCUGCCUCAACAGCAGCAACCAAUACGGCAUUCUCACCCGAUUCCUUCGAAAUGGAGGUUUCUGCUGCUAGUUUCUCUACUAAAGGGGCUGGCGGUUGGAACCCCAUGACUUUGUGGGUAGCAAUGCGAGAAGGAGAUGUAUACGCCUUGUGUCCUUUGCUGCCUCAGAAAUGGGCACCUCCCCCAACAUUGAUCCCUUCUCUGUCAGUAUCGAUCGUCACUACUGUUGCAAGCAUCGAGGAUGAUCCGGAUGUCGGAGAGCAGGAAAAGUUACUUGCCCAACAGCAAUUAGAAUGGAUGGGAGAGCUAGAUUCCCAAGAGCCAACAAUCAUGGAGGGGCCGAUUGGUGAGCCUGUGAUGGAGAUUUACACGCGACCAACCCGACCGGGAAUCAUUCCUCGCCUGCAAGGCCCUUUUGAGCUUCAGUCAGAUCCUGAUACAGGCGAUGAGCUGGAUACAUCGGUCACUGAUAUGCUCGUCAUCGGCAAGAAGACGGAGACGGAGCAGCUUAUGAUGGGCGAAGAAGAAGAUUUGGAUAUGGAUGACGGGGAUCAAGAGGGCCUUUCUCUGACCGUGCUCUGCCUGUUGUCAACGAGCGGCCAAGUUCGCGUAUAUCUUGAUCUCGAGGGUGUGCAGGCUCAAUGGUUGCCACCCAAGAACAAGAAUAAACUUGGCCGACUGCUUGCCAAAGUUGAAACUCCGUCUCUACUUUCCUUCCAGGCCAUUGAUACCAUGACACCCGUGGAAGUGAAUGAGGAUAGUUGGCCCGUUUUCAGCAACGACGUCACGUCUCGCUACAACUUCUUUGUCACACACCAUGCCGCUAUCACAUUUAUAUCACUUACGUCCUGGAUCUUCCGUCUAGAGAGUGAGUUGAAUGGAGAUUCCGAAGCAGGAACUGACUUUAGAAUUGGCCUGCUUGUCAACUCUCAAUCUACAAGGGACCGCAUAUACUCACAACCCACUGCCGAUAUUGCGGUACCCUUGACUGCAUGCAAUGUACUGCGAGACCCUGACGUCGGCUACUUUCUCCUCUCAGCGACCCCCUACGGGCCCAUCGCCCUGACCUUCGACACACCAGAAGUCGACCUUGCUCCAAUUCGUCAAGAAAGCCCCAGCUAUGAACGGGAAGCUAGUAUGGCGCCCCUGGACUUCUAUGAGCCUCGCCCCGUGUUCAACCCGUCUCAUACAUUUGAAGAGGGCUCUGCUCUGCCUACACUGCUCGAGAGGCUCCGCACAUCUCGUCACAAGACCGUUGUCAACCAGGAAGUAAGAUUAAGCCCGCUUACGUUGCAAAUCUUUACCGAUGCGCAUAAGGUCUUGGCAGAUGAGACGCAUCGCCUUGGAAUGGCUGCGGCUGAGGUAUUCCGGCGAUGCGAACUUCUCCAGAGUGAGCUUAAGCAACAAGCCAUGAAGGCGAAUGAGGUAAAGGGUAAGAUCGACACAAUCAACGGGUCGCAUCGUGAUGGAGAGGCAGAUAAUGCCAUGUACGAUCGGCGAGUUACUGCAGCAAGGGAACGCCAGGAGCGGCUGACUGAGCGCCUUGAAAACCUACGCAAGAUCGUAGGUAAGGCGACCACGCGUGACUUGAGUGCCAAGGAACGUGCCUUUGUGGAGGAAGUGAAGUCGAUGGAAGCCAGCAUCUCGGCUCCGGAUUACGCGGACCUGGCAUCAGGCAAAUCCAAGGCGACACCGGCACAGGCUAAGCAGCUGUGGAAACGUCUGGAAGACAUUAAGCACCUGCAGGCUGAUCUUACUGCCGAAGUGGAGGCUAUGAACAAGGCGACAGGGGAGACGGAUGGGCCCGCUACACCUUCGGCCGAGUUGCGGAUCCCGCAAGAGGUUCGCCGGGCGAAGUUGCAGCAGGUCCAAGGACUUUUAUCAAGAGAAACAGCUUUGGUGGAUGCUGUCACUGCACGACUGGAACGGCUGCAAGCCAGUGUCUGA